Messenger RNA from Helianthus annuus (common sunflower), 1414 nucleotides. Its product is annotated as cold and drought-regulated protein CORA. The record is from RefSeq and is a predicted model, not a curated record. The coding region runs from base 96 to 1040 and encodes 314 amino acids. Gene Ontology annotation, molecular function: RNA binding. NCBI's taxonomy places the organism in Eukaryota, Viridiplantae, Streptophyta, Magnoliopsida, Asterales, Asteraceae. The transcript has 7 exons.
GGUUUUAGUUUUAGCCUCUUCUUCUUCUUCUUCAUUUUAUUUGACUCUCUCUCUCUCUCUCUAAAAGAAAGGGUUUUAUUUCUCUCUCUAGGGUUAUGGAUAGAUACACGAAGGUGGAGCAGAAGAAAGCUGAUGUACCUAUUAAUGAAAAUGAGAUCAGAAUCACUUCUCAAGGUUUGGUUCGUAACUACCUCAGUUACGCUACUACUCUUCUUCAGGAGAGGCGCGGGAAAGAAAUUGUGUUGAAAGGAAUGGGACAAGCAAUCAGCAAGACAGUUGCCAUUGCAGAGAUUAUCAAGAGAAACAUUCCUAGAUUGCAUCAAGAUACGAGCAUCAGUUCAGUAAGCAUAACCGACGUAUGGGAACCGAUUGAAGAGGGCCUUCUACCUGUGGAGAUGACUCGCCAGGUGUCGAUGAUUUCCAUUACCUUGUCAACUAAGGAACUAAACAAGAAUUCACCGGGGUACCAAGCUCCACUCAAUGUAGAGAGACCGAGGCCACAAUAUAACAACUAUCAAAGGCAACAAGCAUACAAUGCAGUAAACGAAGGUGGAAGAAACUAUUAUAACAACAUGGGCCGUGGUCAAGGUGGCGGGAUAAGAGGAGGCAGAGGUCGUGGCUGGAACAGGGGCGGAUAUGGGAACCGAGGCGGUGGAUAUGGAAGCUAUCAAGGCGGGGAUGGGUACAAAAACUACCAAGGCGGUGGUGGAUAUGGUGGCUACCAAGGCGGCAGGGGGUAUGGCAACUAUCAAGGUGAUGGCAGUGGUAAAUACGGAAACUACCAAGGCGGCAGGCAGUAUGGCAACUAUCAAGGUGAUGAAUACAGAAACUACCAAGGUGGCGGUGAAUAUGGAAACAGUCAAGAUAAGAAUGGUUACUCAAACAGUCGAGGUGGUGGUCGUCGGGGAAAUGCAGGCUACCGUGGAGGAGGGUACAUGAGAGGUGGCGGCAGCGGCAGGGGUGGUGGCAGAUUUAAUGGAAGAGGCAGGGGAAGGAUGGGCGGGCGACCUUGGGAUGGCGGUGAUCCACAGCAACAGUAAACUGAAGUCGGGUGUUUUGUUGCCUUAAUGUUGGGAGUCUGUUGGUUAUCUACUGCAUCCCUUAAAUGGUUUAUUAAGCAGUAAGUAUAAGUAUUGGUUGCAAUAUCCUAAGGCUCCUAAUAUAUGAUAUAUUAUAUGUUUUUUCUUCCCUAUUUUGGGAGCUAUGUUGUUAUUUCUGGUUUUUUUAUAGCAAAAGAAGAAAGUUUUGGUGCACUUAUCUUGGACCUUGUCUAUGGCCCAUGAAAGGUUGCUUUUUGUUUUAUAUUUUAUAUAUAUUUUUUUUCUUUCUACAUCUCAAAAAUAUUGGUCUUCUGUGCACCUGGGAUGGUUUGGGCCUGGCCCAUUUAACUGAUUCAAACUGAUUUGGGCUUUUC